Molecule: messenger RNA, 8731 nt
Organism: Lasiosphaeria miniovina
Lineage: Eukaryota; Fungi; Ascomycota; Sordariomycetes; Sordariales; Lasiosphaeriaceae
Exons: 9
Coding region: 1-8562 (2853 amino acids)
Biological process (GO): protein deubiquitination involved in ubiquitin-dependent protein catabolic process
Cellular component (GO): cytoplasm; nucleus
Molecular function (GO): cysteine-type deubiquitinase activity; K63-linked polyubiquitin modification-dependent protein binding
Source: RefSeq, a predicted model, not a curated record
AUGAGGUUCAAGACGUCGGAUGAGAGUCCUAGUGGGCUAGAGUACGCGAUCAAUCAUGUCUUUCUGCCGCCUCGCCUCCCGCAAACAGACGAUGCCAGUCUCGAAAAUGAACUCUUCUUGGCAAAGUCGCUUUACAAAUCUUUGCUCGGAUUCAGAAAGCUAGAGCCAGCCUCAUCGGAGGCCUUGAACCCGGCUCUCGACAUGGUGGGGCACUUUUCCAAAGCAGAGCAUAUCACGCCCCCUAUAAUAAGGGCUAUGAUCUGUGGCCUGAGUAAUGGAGAUCACAUCGUGUUUUAUCUCCGCGCCCAAAACGCCGCCCUCUUCGUCACAAGGAAGGCAGAGGACAUCCUCUUUGAGGCGUUCGAGCUGCUGCCACCGAAUAGCAGGGUCAUGUCUUGUAGGGGCUCCCUACUUCGAGAGUUUCCGGAAUGUGCCGCUCUGGUGAAACUCCACGUGGUCAGCAGCGAGGCUUUCUUGUCAGUCUUCAUCGAAGUCAUGACGAAAUUGGAGCUCGACAUAGCGCCCAACGCACAGCCAAAGGCCAAAAAGGGAGGAGUGGAACACGCAGAGGAGCGAGAUACCAUGUCUCCAUUUCUUGUCACUGGCAUGGUGAUGGAUGUCUUGGCUGGGCUGGGCUGCCGUGUCCAACCCAGUCGAUAUAUCAAGCGAAGCCGGGAGCAGGUCGACUGGUCGAACGCUCGUCUACCUUUUCAUCGGUCCCCUGUUUGGCUUCUCCUUCGGGUGUCCCUCCGCCUAGCCUUGGAGCAUGGUCAAAUCCUCUCAAAUGAAUGGUCAUCCCCGGGAGUCCUGUACAAAGCUCUUCUUGCGUUCCAUCAUUGCCGACUGUUGCAAGACGCCACUCGGCGCGGAUUCGGAAGCGAAGUGCUCUAUUGUAUGGGUGCCAAGGUAGCACGUCGAGUUUUAAAACUUGAUCCGCCCUGCCAAAGCCCCUGGCUCCGAGAAGCAAUGACCGCGGUCGAGGCAGCCAGGCUCGUGCUGCAAGGGAGAUGGGAAAAGGUUCAGGAAAGCGACAACACACAAUUGCCCCUCGAGCGCUUCUUCGUUUGCGCAAUCUUCGAAACUACAUGUCCUGGAUGGACUCGAGAGCCCCUGCCCGGCGAGCUAAGCAAGUCCUACCAAGAUAUUCCCGAGGCCUUGUCGGUGAUGUUUCUGACCAUCAUGGAGUUGUGGGUCGCACUCGACGAUAUCGCAGGACGCGCCGUCAAGUUGCUUUUGAACUACGACCCGGGGCUAACCCCCGAUCUGCUCCAGCCACUGCUUCUAAGCACGAAGCGGCAGAUGCAACGUCUCCAAGCGGUUGAGCAAUACCUCGUGUGCCGGCAGCAGAGAGCAGGUGGAAGCUACCCUUCGGCCUUCUCCAACUUUGGCGAUCCCUAUUCCCUGGCAGUUCGAUAUGUCCACAGUUCGUGCUCACACCAAGCUUUACUCGAGGAAAUCACGGCGAAGGCCGAACGAGACAAGGCGGCCAAGAUUCGCGAGUAUGAGGCAAUGCGAAACCUCUACGACAGCUACGUCCGAGAGCGUAAUAGGAUGGAUCACAACGACAACAGGGAUCGAUGGGGAGACAUGACUCAUCAGCCCAACUCUUGCAGUCGCUGCCUGUUGGACGACCAGAUCAAGUCAAUGCGGAUCAGCGUUUUUGAGUGGCCACUUCCAGCGGAUGACAACCACGCCAUGGCCACCGUCUUCGAGAUCGAUGUCGACAAGACUGUCUGGCUCUGGCGCAGUGCGACCAUGGAGCUGCUCACAAAAGUCUUCAGGGGAGAGGCGGUCAAGAGAACGAGCACGAAACUAUGGUGGGCGGGCUCCCAUUCUGGUCUCCAACGUUAUGUCAAGCGGACCAACGAGUCGCACUACCGCGAUCAGCAUAUCAGCCAGGCUACGCGGCAGAACGAACUCUGCCAUGACCUCAUCAUGCAAGCUUGUCUUGAGGCCGGCGCUCCAGGAGCCACUAGACAUGUCCUCCGGAUGGCACAUGCCGAUGCAGGAUGUGAACGAUACGCCGGAAAGGCCACCAAGGCUCUGCGGGAAGCGCUCCUUCGAGUCCAAGACAGCUGGCAGAAUGAGACUACCCUCUGCCUCAUCGCACGCUUGAGUGCACGCUUAUUCUCUCUUUCGCCCUCCAAGGGGGUCUCAGAUGAAAUCCUUGAGCUCUUGGCCGCCAUUCGAAAAGUCUCCAUUGGCUGGGUCCGGGAGCUCGUCCGGAAGCUUGACGAGAACGUCUCGGUUUCUCACCGAGAUUCGUUGUCGCGACGAAUCUUGAUGUCGUCUCUCAUUUGCGCCAUCACUUUUGACGUUGGGGCAGAGCCUCUGCACUCGGUCCUCAAUUCUGGGGACAAUCUCUCGAUAUAUACGGAGGUCGCCGCUUCCGUCCACGAUCACCUCCCUGGAGACGGAGUUCCAUCCGAGAGAAUCCCCCGGUGUUUGUUUGAUCGAUGGCAGAGAAUCUCCCACUUGUCCUACACAACUGUCACGGAGGAGGUUAUCUUUUGGAGCGAGUACGCACCGUCCCGCUCUGGAUGGCAGGUUGAUGAGCUGCCUAGAGGACAUGUCCUGGUCUCCAAUACCGACACGCCGGAUGGUCCAAUGACAGUCUCAUUCAACCUGCUCAAAGGGCUCGUGCUGGUGAACGGCCACCCCCUUGCUCGGCUCCCAGAGUCCUACCAGACUCAUCCGACGUUUAUUCAACUCUUCGGCAGACAGAUUCUGGACGUCAUGCCCUCUGCCAUUCCCGAGAUGCAGUUCUCAGCACGCCGGGAUCAGAUGGGAUGGGGUGUUCAUUUCGCCAUGACCGACGGAAAGCUGGUCAUACGAGCCAUCUCGAGGGACAUCUCACCCCUUGGCAACGCAUCGCCGACGAUGUGGGAGUACAUACCCUGCGAAUACCUGAAAGAAGACCUACCGGCUACAUUCGUGAAGAGAUAUUCGCAUUGGAUGAAUCUGUCCAACCAGGUUAUUCAGUUCCGCCCGGUGCAGCAACCAUGGAUGUCCGUGCCUGACAGUUGGGCCUUGUCUUCAGGAAUUCUGAGCAAAGGAGUAUGUCGUGUGAUUGAUCCAUACAGUAACACUGCGGAACAGAUCCUGAAGAUCAUGGAGCCUUUGGAAUCCAAAUACAACAUCGACUGCAUCUUCAACUCAAAUGUUGACUCUCUGGAAGUGGAGCUCCCGAGGUUCUCGCUCUCUUUCACCCUGGCUAGAGAAGACUCGGUCCUCAAAUCCAAGAAUUAUCCGGGCAUGUGCGUCAAAAAGUCGCAGGGCAUUGGGACCUUGAUCGGUCUCAAAAGCAAAUUGGUUCUCGGGCCGGCAGAACCUUCCUCGACGCGGCCAAAGACUGUCUUGAUUCCCCAGGGCGGGUUCUCCCCAAGAAUCGCUGGUGACCACGUGGAGGUUUUGGCGCACCCGAGUUCAAAGAAUCGUAUUCGGCAUCACAUCUUCGAGGCAAAUACAACCCUCGGUCUCCUUUCAGACAGUGGUGCGCUUUCAAGCAAGCUCCUGAUCUGUUAUCUGCAUGCCUUGACAUCGCAUUGUCUCCCCGAUCCCUUGACCCGUAGGACCGGCACAGAGGAGGCCUUGAGACUCUUGGGCUCCGCAGCGCUGCGUUCAUUUCAGCAUCUGGACGCAAAAUCCGCCGACUAUCUUCAAGCCAUAGCGGAUCUCUCGCCACAAAGAGCCUACUACCCGGACCACCUGCAAGUCAUGGAAACCGUGCAGUGGAACAGCAGCCUCCUGUCACUAUCUCAACACGAUGCGUUCUGGCAGAUGGCUCAAGCGAUCCACGACCACUUCAAAUCCUUUUGCGAAAUCUUCCCUGACGUUACCAAGGAAGCUGUUGCUCCAAGACUUCGGGGUGAGUCGUCUGGGCUGCUUGUGGAGCGGGCUAGACUCCGAAACGCAGCCUUUCGCGUAUCUGAGUUCGGGGCAGAACAAAAUCUCUCUGAGUACGACCAUUGGUAUCACAGCAAAGAUGGGCGACACCUGGGACCCUCAAAAGAAUGCAAUCGCGCUAGCCUUGUCGCGCGAUGCCUUGACGCUGGGGUCCAGCGCUCUUUGUUUAGUCCGCAGGGCUCGAUACAAGAUAUCAUCCGCCAGGUGACAGGCGAGAGUUUCAGCGGAACGACAAAGGCCAGCCUACAAGUCAAUCUCGAGAAUCUCCGGCCACCGUUGGAGUCCAUUGGGGAAUUUUGGUGCAACCUGCACACCUCUCUUGCCGCGGAGAAGAACAAGUACCGAAUCAUGUUCUUUUUGGCCUUUCUGCUAUAUGCGACAGGCGCCAAGUGGGAGAUCGUUCAGGUGCUGAUGGUUUUGAGCAUGCCAGAGCCUAGUACCUCCGUCUGCCCACCAGCAGAGCCGUCCUUCAACCUUGCCAUCACCCGAGCGACAUUCAAGGGCGAUGCGACCAAAGUUGUAAGUCGGCUGGCUCACAGGAGGGAAGAGUGCCCAGAAUGGCGGCUUCCCCGGAAUCACGGGGAAAAGAAUCGGGCAUACAUCACACGUCGUCACAAUCUGUGGUAUCCCGAGUCAGAGAGAUUGAAGUCCCGAUUUGUCGACGACUUGAAUACCCAGCUGAAUGGCGCAUGGAUCCUCCAAACCCCGGCUGGUGAGCCUUAUGGAUCCUAUAUGGACGUCGCCAGCAUCAUGCAGUUCGUUCAAGAUCUUGCGAGAACAGCCAAGCGGUCCCACGACUUUUUCAGCUAUCUUAACGAUGUGGCGGCCAUCUUGCGACAAACGGAUUUGAUGCCAGCACAAGACCGAACAAAGAUAUCAGAGACACGGCCUCUUCCUACCGAUAAGCUUCCGGAUUUGAGCAAGCGCUUCAUCAGUGCGAGCUCCUUGUUUUCGUGUCCAGCACCCAGCUUCGGCCGUCCCAAGCUGGCGCACUGUGUAGCCCAGCAUUCCGCAGAGUCUCCGGGGAAGGCGAUGCAGGACCAAGCGAGACCCGUAUCUUCCCUCCUCGAGCGCCUGUGGAAAAAGGCCUCACAAAACCAUCAGAGAGCUUACAUACAGGAGCUGCGUGGUAGCGCUGAAAGCAUUGGCGUCUCUUCCGCCGUGUCGGCAGGAACGGUAUCACGAGUUGAUCCCAGUCCCACCGCUCAAACCGCGAAGGAGCUUGCAAACAAGAUCGCAGCCGCCAUCGACAAGGCGUUGACGGGUGGUUCCGUGGCACGAGAAUUCUGUCUCGCUGCGGGAAUGUAUCCUCGUCUCUCGCCUGUGUUCACUCUCGGGCGGCUGGCGAGGGCGCACUGGGGCAGCCUUUCGAGGGAAUGGCAACGUUGCUUGGUCAACUACGCCCUCAGCUUGGUUUACCUCCAGCGUGCUAAGCGCCUUGCGAGUUUUAUUGGUAACCCUAAUCGCAAGCGUGAGCUUCAGCGCGAACUGGCGAAUUUGGGAAGCCACGACGAGUUCGACCCACUCAACCACCCGGAGGGCCUUCUCCUAGAGCUUGAGCAGGGCAUCCUUAUCCGCCCGGUUCAGCAAAAGAUUGCAGCAACCAUGACGACGCCCCCUGGCGGCAAAGGUGCCGUCAUGCAGCUGAACAUGGGCGAAGGCAAGUCCUCGGUCAUCGUGCCUUUGGUUGCCUCAGCACUGGCGGACGGCAGUCGUGUCGUUCGGGCCGUGGUGGCCAAACCGCAAUCUAAACAGAUGAUGCAUACCUUGAUCGCUAAAUUGGGCGGUCUUAUUAACCGACGGGUCUUCUAUCUUCCGUUCUCGAGAUCUAUCCGACUGUCUCCCGAUCAAGUAGAGAGUGUCCGAGCCAUGAUCCAGGCCUGCCAACAAGAAGGAGGCGUGUUGCUUGUGCAGCCUGAACACCUGCUGUCAUUCAAGCUGAUGGGAAUUGAGAAGAUUUGGCAUGAGGCGCAGCAAAAUCCGACCAUGGGCGGCGACAUCCUCCAGCUCUACCAAGAAUUCGAGGCAGUGUCAAGAGACAUUGUCGACGAGAGUGACGAGAACUUUAGCGUGAAGUUUGAACUUAUUUACACCAUGGGAUCGCAGCAACCCGUCGAAAUGAGCCCGGAACGAUGGAUCUUGAUUGAAGCAGUGAUGGAGCUUUUACGUGACGUCGUGAAGCGCUUAGCUCGGUCAAAAUCAGGAGGCGGUGAUCUUGAAGGACUUUUGUUCGAAGAACGGCAGGACAAAUCGGGGGGCUUUCCUACAAUCCGAGUCCUAGAGGAUGCUGCAGGACAGAAUCUCGUUGAGACCCUCGCCCACCAAAUUUGUGCGCUUGGACUACCGGGUUUCCCAAUUCACAACGUUACCGCCAGCGUGCGACGAGCAAUCUUGGCUUACAUGUUGAAGGAAAAUCUUUCCCAAGACGAGAUUUCGAGCGUCGAAAAGGCAGAUAACGGCUUCUUUGGAGAGAACAAGACCAAACAGGGGCUGCUUCUUUUGCGGGGCCUUCUCGCAAAGGGCAUCCUCUUGUUUGCUCUGGGACAGAAGCGGUACCGCGUCAACUAUGGACUUGCUCCUGAUCGACGUCCACCCACGAUGCUCGCUGUCCCAUUCCGAGCAAAGGACAUGCCGUCCCCACGUUCCGAGUUCAGCCAUCCAGAUGUCGUUAUCGUCUUAACUUGCCUGAGCUACUACUAUCGCGGCCUUGCCGACGACGAGCUCUUCACCAGUCUCGAGCUUCUGAGCAAAUCUGAUCUCGCAGACCAAGAGUACGGGAUCUGGGCCUCCGCUGCUCUGGCCCUUCCUCCCACGCUCCGCCAUUUCUCUGGAGUCAAUCUUAAGGACCAAGAUCGGUGUAGGCAGUCUUUGUUUCCUGCUUUGCGAUAUGUGAAGCCGGCAGUCGACUUUUACCUGUCCAAGGUUGUCUUUGCCAAAGAGAUGAAAGAGUUCCCCUCAAAGCUGUCGGCCUCAGGCUGGGAUCUCGCGAAGCCAAAAACCCAUCCCUUGACCGGCUUCAGUGGCACCAUCGACUCGAAGCGGGUGCUCCCUCUUGCCGUCAAAGCUCUUGACCUGCCGGAUCAAAGAUACACCAAUGCGGCUGUUCUGGAUUGCCUUUUAAGGAAUGAGAACGAGGUGCUAGAGUUGGGUGGGGGGCCGUCCCAGCUAUCCGUCCUUGACACGCUUCUUGAUGCCGUGACCAAAAAGGGGAUGAGGGUCAUCCUGGACGUUGGUGCUCAGAUCAUUGAGUGCAGCAACGCCCAACUGGCCAAACACUGGCUCGAGAGCGCCCCUGCCAGCGAAACAGAUGCCGUCAUUUACUUUGAAGACAACGACGACCUGUCCGUUCUCACUCCAUGCAUGAGAAUGAGAAAGCUUGGUCACGGUCAGUCGGUCACGUUUUGCGUCUCACAAGAGAUGCAGAAGCGAAUCCGCACCACCUGUAGCGUGGAUCCCAGUCACAGCAUCGCCGUCGUCGACGUGCUUGAAUGGGCCAUCUCGGAAACGUGGGAGGAAGAGGUUCGCAGUAUCCCUCUCUGGGAAAAUCAAGGCAUCCGACAUCUGUAUCAAGAAACAAUUUGGGAUCGCGUGGCCAGGCAGAAAAAUUUCUCACAAAGAGAUGCGCAAGACUACGCCGAGCCAGAAACCCGGACGCUGGAACACCGAUACCGGCCCAUUUCGGCCGCGAUGCAGCCCCCCGGCCCUCCCACUCUCCUGGAAAAGCUCACGGCGGCCCUGGGUCCAUCUGACAUUGGGAAACAGCACCUCGGGUUUAUUAAACAAAAAGCUGAAGGCUUCAAGCUGGUCUCGGCGGCCCAGUCUGCCAAUUUUCAGGAGGAGCAAGAACGCGAGUUGGCUUUGGAGAUCGAACAAGAGCGACAAAUUGAGCGUCCGCCACAGAUGGCUCCAGUACCACACGGUUUGCACGAUGACGUGAUCCAUUUUGCAUGCACGGGGGAGCUGAGGCUGGCGAGCGCGGCAUUCAUCCCUUCGUUCCAGGCCCUCGAGAAGAGCAGCGCCGUCCAAUACUUCCCUCCCGGGGUAUCCAACUUCCCUAGUGACCUGCUGAUCACUAUCGACUACGCGCGCACUGUCGACGAGCGGGGUCAAGGCUUUUGCUCGGACAUGUACCAGCGGCCGGUCCAGUGGGUCCUCACCUCCAAGUCGCACAUGGUGGUCAUCAGCCAGUGGGAGGCCAACAAGCUCAAGCAGCUCGGGCCCUGGUCAGGCCCUGCCAUGCUCCGCGCUUACCUGCCCCGACCGAGCCUCACCUUCCGCACACUCGAAGACCUCCAGAUCUACACGGUCCCGGCGACGGCGAGCGACGAGGUCCGCCCCGAGCUGAUCAUGCAGCUCAACCUCUUUGCAGGACAACUCUAUCUGCGAAGCUAUCAGCACUACGUCGCGCUGUGCCGGUAUUUGGGGCUUUCGUACACGGAGAACCGGGGUGACGAGGAGAUCGCGGCAGAUGGGUUCGUGAGAAGGAAGGAGGGGGAGUAUGCGGGAUGCAGGUUUGAGACGAGCCCGAUUAUGUUCUUGAACGUGCUGAUUCAGAAGCUUCGGAGGGACCGCAUGGGAAUUGAGAAGACGCAUAUGGGAAAGAUCUUGGCGGGCGAGAUUCUAACGGAGAAGGAUUUUCCUAAGGAGGAGGCUUGAGGGAGGACUAUACUAGGGAAUAGGAGGUUACUAGUUAAAAAAUCGCCUAUAGUUGACGGCGAUCGAGUUGAGUGUAAUCGUGAAUUCUCUCGAGUAACGUAAUUGCAUAGCGAGUGGCCACAUAUAGCGAGUGGCCACUCUCCCCACCCCAAUUGAGCUUUCGCACGAC